Messenger RNA from Prinia subflava (tawny-flanked prinia), 2492 nucleotides. RefSeq names its product COP9 signalosome subunit 3 (gene COPS3). Gene Ontology annotation, biological process: ubiquitin-dependent protein catabolic process. The coding region runs from base 105 to 1376 and encodes 423 amino acids. Lineage: Eukaryota; Metazoa; Chordata; Aves; Passeriformes; Cisticolidae. The record is from RefSeq and is a predicted model, not a curated record. Gene Ontology annotation, cellular component: COP9 signalosome. The transcript has 12 exons.
CCGCGGCCGCCCCUCAUUGGCGGGCGGCGGGCGGCGGCUCCCGGCGCGCGCCGCUCCCCCCGCCCCGCCCCUCAGCGCGCGCGGCCGCGGCGCGAGCCGCCAAGAUGGCGUCAGCCCUGGAGCAGUUCGUCAACAGCGUCCGGCAGCUCUCGGCCCAGGGGCAAAUGACCCAGCUUUGUGAACUGAUCAAUAAAAGUGGAGAGCUGCUAGCAAAGAAUCUUUCUCAUCUGGAUACAGUGCUCGGUGCCCUGGAUGUACAGGAACACUCACUAGGUGUUCUUGCUGUUUUGUUUGUGAAGUUUUCUAUGCCCAGCAUCCCUGACUUCGAAACGUUAUUCUCACAGGUGCAGCUUUUUAUCAGCACUUGCAAUGGAGAACACAUUAGAUAUGCAACAGACACUUUUGCUGGUCUGUGCCACCAGUUAACAAAUGCCCUUGUGGAGAGAAAACAGCCCCUGCGAGGAAUUAGCAUUCUCAGACAAGCCAUAGACAAGAUGCAGAUGAACACAAACCAGCUGACCUCAAUACACGCAGAUCUCUGCCAGCUCUGUUUGUUAGCAAAAUGCUUUAAACCUGCCCUCCCGUAUCUAGAUGUGGACAUGAUGGAUAUUUGUAAAGAGAAUGGGGCAUAUGAUGCGAAGCACUUUUUAUGUUACUACUACUAUGGUGGGAUGAUAUACACUGGGCUAAAGAACUUUGAGAGAGCACUCUACUUUUAUGAACAGGCAAUAACUACUCCAGCCAUGGCAGUCAGUCAUAUUAUGUUGGAAUCAUAUAAAAAGUAUAUCCUAGUUUCUUUGAUACUACUUGGUAAAGUUCAGCAGCUACCAAAAUACACUUCCCAGAUAGUUGGUAGAUUCAUUAAGCCUCUUAGCAAUGCUUACCAUGAAUUAGCACAAGUUUAUUCAACCAAUAAACCCUCGGAGCUUCGAAAUCUGGUGAACAAACACAGUGAAACCUUCACAAGAGAUAACAACAUGGGGCUGGUUAAGCAAUGCUUGUCAUCUCUCUACAAAAAGAAUAUUCAGAGGCUAACCAAGACAUUUUUAACAUUGUCAUUACAAGACAUGGCAAGUCGAGUGCAGCUGUCAGGGCCCCAAGAAGCAGAAAAAUACGUCCUCCACAUGAUAGAAGAUGGUGAAAUCUUUGCAAGUAUUAAUCAGAAAGAUGGUAUGGUCUGUUUCCAUGAUAAUCCUGAAAAAUAUAACAAUCCAGCUAUGCUUCAUAACAUUGAUCAGGAGAUGCUGAAAUGUAUAGAGCUUGAUGAACGACUGAAAGCCAUGGAUCAAGAGAUCACUGUGAAUCCUCAGUUUGUGCAGAAGAGUAUGGGCUCUCAAGAAGAUGACUCAGGGACCAAACCAUCCAGUUAUUCUUGAAGUUAAUGUUGCUCACCACUCCGCUUUCAAGUAAAAGCUUAUGAAAGAAUCACGUCUGGAACAGGGCAUUGAGGAGUUCCACGAAGAGAGCAGAGAGAACUGAGCUUUGCUUUUCACCUGGACAUUAAGAAAAUAAAAGAACACCCUCUCAGUACUGUAUAAUAUCAGAAAUAUUCUCUGCAAAGAAAAAGGAAAUCUCAAAAGAAACUUGAAAGUCUGUUGUGGAUUUAUUUAUCUUCAGAUUAACAUUGUUAAUGCAUUAAAUAAUCUACCUUUUGUUUUAAAGGGUUUGAAUGUUGCCGUGUUUCUGUAGCAGUUCUCUUCUGCAAAAAAAAAAAACGUGUUAUUCAGGGAAGAAUACAAACUAGUGUUGGUUCACUUGCAAGAUAAUUACUGGUUCAUUAUUCUGUAUUUAAAGUUGGCUCAAAGUGCAGAUUUAUCGUAUGUGUGGUGGGAGCAGAGGGGUGGAGUUCAAGCAAAUCAUAAUGUAGAGAAUUUGCAUAUGCCCAAUGUAGCUGGUGUGUCUGUUAAAUGAGGAAAUAAGAACUGUUCUUCCCAAAAGGACGAGGGUGUCAACGUGUCCUUGUAAGGAAGUUUGCUGCAAAGUAGGAAUCUUAUAUGGAAAACAUACGUGACAGCUGUUUAUGAUUUUAAGUUUCUGGUACAAAAUAUCUGCUAAUAUUAUUUGCUCUUAGAUGAAACUUCUUAGACCUAAACAAAAGGAUAUUUGGAAGACGUUGGUGUUCUGGAGGAUUCUAGAUAGGAAGUUGUUUAUACUGAAAGAAAUUUAAAUGUUUGAUUCUGUGCAACUGGCAUUCAACAGGCUGAGAGUUGCUUUGGUGGAAACCAAUAUUUCUGCAUGGAACAUAAAUAGAAUUCUAUACAGCUCUCAAAAUGCAGGAUUUUAUUCGGCUAUAACGUGUUGGAAUAGUACCUGGUUUUUAAUUUACUAUUUUAAACUUUAAAACUUUCUUAUUGGAUUCUUUCAAGUGCUUCACCCCUUAAAUCAACAGGCUGUUUAAUUUUCUGUUGUUCUUGUGUAUCUGAAGAUUCUCACUGUUCAAACACCUUCCUGUCAGGCAGAAAUAAACCUGUCAUCAAAUCAGAAAACAAGAA